ACCAAACGACGAGAUGUUGAGCAGCUAUGAAUUGAUGAGCGAUUGAUUCCUGACAAAGGGCUCAAGGCCGAUCCUUUCCUUCCCGUCGUCAAAGUAAACGAUCCUCCGCCACCGUCACCGUCGCCGUCACCGUCGGACGGCCUCUCGCUCUCUCAAUCUUCAGAGCCCCAACAAUGCCUUUCAGGAGAUUGAUAGAGGUGGAACCGCCGAGCCCACUGAGAUACGUGAUCGGAGCGGCCAUCAUGAUGAUCGGAGUAGUCUUACCCGUCGGUUACAUGAUGUUCCGUAACAAGCGUGUUCCUUCUUCCUCUUCCUACUCCAAACAGACGUAGGAACAAAGUUUUGAUAUAGAGAGAUACUGAGAUUCCAGGAAUUUCGGAUUCGAUUUUUCGUGUAAUUGAGUGGUGAAGUUGAAAAGCAGCAAAGGCCAUUGAUGGAUCCGUCAUUUACAAAUGUAAAUUCAUUGAAACUUCAUAUCUGUUAUAUGGGUUAUUUGGAAUUUUAACUAGAUUUUGUACAAUGAUAUAUGCAUUUGGUUUUCUGUUUUUGUACCUCUUGAUUUAGUUAUGCUGCUAGAAUUGAUGCGCAUCAUUUAUCAAAUACCCAUUUGCCUGGAAUAAUUUUUCA
Molecule: messenger RNA, 627 nt
Organism: Prunus dulcis (almond)
Lineage: Eukaryota; Viridiplantae; Streptophyta; Magnoliopsida; Rosales; Rosaceae
Exons: 3
Coding region: 174-332 (52 amino acids)
Cellular component (GO): Golgi apparatus
Source: RefSeq, a predicted model, not a curated record